AUCACCACCAUCAUCAUCCUGGCUGUUGCGCAAAGGGCACUGAACGCUGCAUCGUCCCUUCCUCUGUUUACGAACAACAGCCAGAACUGGGUCCUUGAUUCUCUGAUUGCGCGAACCGCCCGAUGCUUUCCUCCUCCCUCUGAAUCGGAUUCUGGACCCCCCUGUAUUCAGUUAUCUGCGCAGACUUAAUCAGGCUGCAGCAACCAUGUCGCCCUCGACAGCUCAUAUAUCCAGCCAGUUACGGCAACUCAUAUAUUACCACCUUGACAACAACUUGAUUCGAAACGCACUCUUCCUUGCUGGUCGAUUACAUGCCUACGAGCCCCGAUCUUCGGAAGCGUCAUACUUAUUGGCCCUCUGCCAUCUUCAGAGCGGGCAGUCCAAAGCUGCGUACGAAUACAGUCGAAAUUCAGGUUCGAGAGGGACACAUGUGGGCUGCUCAUACGUCUACGCGCAGGCGUGUCUGGAUCUGGGGAAAUAUAUCGAGGGUGUCACGGCGCUAGAACGAAGUAGAGGACUCUGGGCUUCAAAGAACCACUGGAAUAAGCAUAGCGAAACGCGAAGACAGCAUCUUCCAGAUGCGGCGGCGGUUCUCUGCCUACAGGGUAAGCUCUGGCAGGCGCACAGAGAUCUCAAUAAAGCUGUCGAGUGCUAUGUGGAAGCCCUGAAGCUGAAUCCUUUCAUGUGGGAUGCGUUCCUGGGACUUUGCGAAACUGGCGUCAACGUGCGGGUCCCGAACAUUUACAAAUUGAGUCCGGAUUUACUAGCUAUGCUCUCGUCACCGGGGAACAAUGAUGCCACGCCGCUCGAGAGGUCAGCCACAAAUGGAGCAUUACAACCGCAAGCCAAUGCCAACCCUAAUAUCGAUCCUUUUACCACAACAUCUACAUAUGGCAGCUCGGCCCUAUGGGAAAAGCUAAAUGGCAGCACGGUAAGUGUUGCAUCUGCCGGAGUGCAGUCUAUACCCGAAGGAUCGGAGACCCCAGUAGCUCAAAGUGAUUCGGACGAUCGUUUCGCGCACGCUGCCGGCGGGACGGAAUCUUCAUGGGAGCCUCCUCUGGCACCCGCGAGGAGAAAUAGAGCGAUGCAUACUGUGGGAGUCGACUAUACCGCCGAUCCUCCACCAAAAAUGAGAACGACUGUCAAAUCUCGACUUCGAACAAGGGCGGAACCGGAGGAACAGAGCUCGGUUCAUAUUGAAAGAGAGCAGCCUCCUGCGCUAGCUGUGGGAGAACGAAAACGGACGAUUUCAGGGCAAGUAGCCCACCCGCCAUCCCAGCCAACUGAACCUGGGGCGCCUCAAAGACGGAGUGUUCGCCUUUUCAACCAGAUCAGGCCAACUAGCAAGUUAUCGAGCACCGCGUUGGGGGCUAAAGACAGCAGGGAACUCAAAAAGGUUAAGGCUACAGGGACAAAAGGUCGUACAGCUACCACGUCUGCUGUUGGUCGCGUGGUGAGUGGUAAUCGAAAACCAGCCAGCGAUGGAAUAGAAACGAAUGGCAGAGACCAUACGUCAGGUGCGGCAGCACACGGGACUGCCAGCAGCGGAACCUCUAGAGCAGCUUCGAUCGAGAGGUCGAGAGAAAUCGAGGCCCUGGGCUGGCUCUUGGACCUCUUUUCAAAACUGGGAACGGGAUAUUUCGCUCUGAAUCGCUAUAAAUGCCAGGAGGCCAUUCAGAUUUUCAAUACACUUCCUCAGAGCCAGAGAGAAACUCCAUGGGUACUCUCCCAGCUGGGACGUGCAUACUACGAGCAAGCGUUGUAUCCCGAGGCUGAAAAGUACUUCAUCCGGGUGAAGACGAUUGCACCAUCACGAUUGGAGGAUAUGGAAAUCUACUCGACUGUCCUAUGGCAUUUGAAAAACGACGUGGAAUUGGCGUACUUGGCCCACGAACUCAUGGAGAUUGAUCGGUUGUCACCGCAAGCAUGGUGCGCCGUGGGUAAUUCUUUCUCUCACCAGCGUGAUCACGACCAAGCUUUGAAGUGUUUCAAGCGCGCAACCCAAUUAGACCCCAAGUUCGCAUAUGGGUUCACUUUGCAAGGCCACGAAUACGUUGCCAACGAGGAAUAUGACAAGGCGCUAGACGCAUAUCGGCACGGUAUCAGCGCGGAUAAUCGACAUUACAAUGCAUGGUACGGUCUCGGUACGGUGUACGAGAAAAUGGGCAAACUGGAGUUCGCGGAACAACACUUCCGCAACGCAGCGAGCAUCAACCCCACGAAUGCAGUCCUGGUCUGCUGCAUUGGUCUGGUGUUGGAGAAGAUGAACAACCCGAAAGCGGCGUUGAUCCAGUACGGACGUGCUUCAUCACUGGCCCCUCAGUCGGUGUUGGCCCGAUUCAGGAAAGCUCGGGCCUUGAUGAAACUUCAGGAGCUCAAGCUUGCCCUGGUGGAGCUGAAGGUCCUCAAAGACAUUGCUCCCGAUGAGGCUAAUGUGCAUUAUCUUCUGGGCAAGCUCUACAAGAUGUUGCACGAUAAGGGUAAUGCGAUCAAGCAUUUCACAACGGCCUUGAAUUUGGAUCCCAAGGCGGCGCAAUACAUCAAGGACGCUAUGGAAACCUUGGACGAAGAUGAAGAGGACGAUGAGGACAUGGCAUAGGCGACUGGAUAGUUUAAGGUCAU
This is a messenger RNA of Paecilomyces variotii, 2622 nucleotides long. Its product is annotated as DNA-binding cell division cycle control protein. Gene Ontology annotation, molecular function: protein binding. The transcript has 4 exons. Lineage: Eukaryota; Fungi; Ascomycota; Eurotiomycetes; Eurotiales; Thermoascaceae. The coding region runs from base 206 to 2599 and encodes 797 amino acids. The record is from RefSeq and is a predicted model, not a curated record. Gene Ontology annotation, biological process: cell division.